GCUAUGUGGAGGUUUGUGAGAGGAAUUUUUCACCAAUUGUACUGGAGUUCAGUAACGGAUUUGGAAACCGACGUUUAAAUAUUCACAUUGUAUUUCUGUAGUUCAUACAGAUCUAUCGUCAGCCUUGCGCGCUGAAUUGUAUACUUAUAAGAAGAGGUUCGUAAUCAAGAUUGCUGUUGGGACAUAUUGAGAGCAGAUAUUCACCCAUAAUAGUUGCUAAUUGAUUAAAACCUCGCUUUCGUUUUAUACAUAUAGUCACAGUUCAACUCAAGGAUUUAUCAUUUUAUACAUUUUCUAGCACAUGUAGAUGUGUGUUUAUGCAUGUGUAUCUUCAUAUGUGAGCUUAUGUGUCUACUUUGAGACGUUAUUUUGACCUAACACCUGUGUCGUAAGAUGUGAAAUUGAAGAUGAAGGAAACAGUAUGAGGAACAUGAUGGGGAAAUGUACUGUGUGCUCCGUUGUUUCCUUCCUGGUGUCAAGUUCCAUCAUAUGUGGAGGAACGACAGUAUGUAUCUUAAUUGAGUACGUAUCUCAAGGACCGCUCUUCCAGGACCCAGCUAUCAAAGGCCUCAUCAUGGUUUUUUCAGGCGUAUCGUUCAUGUCGACUGGUUUUGCGGGACUCCUUGCUUUGAGGCAUAAUGACUCAACUUGGGUGACAAACCUACAGAUAUCAAUUGAGAGCAUCAUGAUGAUUGCAACCCUUACGGCCUUCCUAGCGCUGAAAGACACCGUCUACCUUCCCGAAUAUGACGAUUGUGUCCCUUCUAACAUCACUUCAGUAUGCACGUGCAGUGAAAGAGAUGUCAUCAAUCUUCCUGAGAGCAUAACGUCGGCAGUGGACUGUAGCACGCUGUACUCAGCACUUGACACUGCGCACGCGCUUAUCUACUUGUAUCUGGCCAUAUGGAUGCUGUGCAUUAUAGAGCUGUUUCGGGCUGUGUUUCGGGCGUGUACACGAUCUUCACGGCGUCAGGAAAACGAGAGCGAAGAUAUGUUAAAUAACUCAACUUUCUACAACAUACCAUACCCGGAGAUUACACACAAAAAGAAGAAAAAGACUGAGAAUAAACAGGAUGUGGACAAAGAAAAAAUAUUCACACUGCUCAAUGCAUAGAGUGCCUUCCUUUACAGUGUUCGUAUCGGUCGUACCAGUCCCGUGAAAUGUGUGUUCACCAGUACCAGUCCCGUGAAAUGUGUGUUCACGAGACAUGAAUGCCUUCCUUUAUAGUCUUCGUAUCGGUCGUACCAGUCCCGUGAAAUGUGUGUUCACCAGCCAUGAGUGCCUUCCUUUAUCGAGUUCGUACCGGUUGUACAGGUCCUGAGAGACAAAAUAUGCCAGCCAAAAGCGCCUUCAUUUAUCAAGUUCGUAGCAGUUGUAUCGGAACACACUCCAUGAAUAAGUCUGUGUUAUUUUUAUACAUGCACGGGCAUUGGUUUCGUGAUGUGAUAUCGAUAGAACCUUGUCAAAUUCGCUACAUUUAUUGACUCAUUCACGGUGCUGAUUCCUCGAGAAAUGUAUGACACGGGUGCAAAUUAUCCAAUGGAUACAGGAAAAUGACUGUACAUGCAAAAAUGGGUUAAAACGUACGAGCAAAGAAAAAAUGGAUGCAUCUUGAAUUCAACACCCACCGAACAAAUUCAAAAGACCCAUUUUGUUAAAGAUAGGUUCCGCGGAGUUUCGGUGCCUUUUAAUAAAAAAUACCCGUUUUCUUGUUGUAAUGUAUUAAACUGUACAUAUACAUGUACGAACAUCGAACUGCAUAAAAAAGCGCAACCUAGCGGAGACAAAUGGUUCUAAGGCAAAUGUCACUUUUUUGAUGCUAACGGUUAAGUCUCAAAUGUGAGAAUCAGACAAUCAGAUACAAGAAUAAAGUUAUUUUAUAUGAUAACGUUUGACGUAGUGGAUGAAAAAUGUAAAUAUUUUGCACUUAAAUUUCAAAAAGAUUAAUUUGAAGAUUUUACUUAAGGUACAGUGUACCACUGUAUGCGAUAUAAUCGCAAAGGAGAGUUUUUUUUAGUUGUUUUUUUAACUUAGAGUAUUAUCCUUUAAAUAUACAAUAUGACGCAAGAAAAGAUUGUUCCCUUGUCAGUAUUUUCAGGAUAAGCAGUCAUAAUUCCAUAAUACAUCGCGAGAUGUGAUUUACAAGUUGAAUAUGAAAACACUUCUAUAGAAAAUGGCGUUGACAAAUAUUUAAUCAAAGUGACGAUGAUAAUUAUAUAUUUUGAUUUGAUGAGUUCCUUUACCCAGUUAAAGAGGCAUUCACAUAAAUUGUUUUGAGUCACGUACAGUGGCAAUAGCCUGUUGGUCAUGUCUACUGAUGAUGUCAUUUUCGUCAAAGCAAUUAAGUUUGAAGAUUAAUGGACAUCAAAGUGUUACUUUCUACAAUAGCGUAGAUUUCUCUGAGAUUUGACUUUAUAACGAAACACAAGUGAAGUUAUUGAGUCUGUUAACAUAUAUGUAUCGGGUGUAGUGUAUUCAAGAUAUUCUUCGAUGGUACGGGUUACUAUAAAGAAAACAAACGUCAUUUUAUAGUUGUUUUCAUCACUUCAACCUGUGAAAUUAACAUGUCUAUUGGAUCUUAAAUUAUUUCCAUUUGUGAAAUCGUCAUUUUAGUGAGGUUCUUUGUACAUAUUAAUUUUAAGUUAAGAUUUUUUAAAACAAUGACAUGUGAUUAUGAGUAAUAUCAAGCAAAAUUUGGUAAAUAAAUGAAGAA
Messenger RNA from Mizuhopecten yessoensis (Yesso scallop), 2714 nucleotides. RefSeq lists its product as uncharacterized. The record is from RefSeq and is a predicted model, not a curated record. The coding region runs from base 422 to 1114 and encodes 230 amino acids. The transcript is spliced from 7 exons. Lineage: Eukaryota; Metazoa; Mollusca; Bivalvia; Pectinida; Pectinidae.